Molecule: messenger RNA, 3073 nt
Organism: Caenorhabditis sp. 36 PRJEB53466
Lineage: Eukaryota; Metazoa; Nematoda; Chromadorea; Rhabditida; Rhabditidae
Source: the annotation of a GenBank genome assembly
AUGAAAGUUUUGCUGAUGGAUUCCGAAACAGUCAGUUGUACUUGUUAAAACAUACAGAAAUGAUUUUUUUAAUUCAGACUCCUAUCAUAUCAUGCGCAUUUGCUCAAUCAGAAGUUAUGCAAAAAGAAGUGUUUUUAUUUGAACGAAUUGACAAUGGGAGAUCGAUUGAAAAUAUGAAAAAUUUAAAGUGCAUUGUUUUUGUCCGACCUACUUCAGAUAACAUUCAACGAAUAAUGCAAGAAUUACAAGAGCCAAGAUUCAGUCAGUACUACCUUCGUGAGUUAUUUUCAAUGGUUUCGAAUACGGAUAGAUUGCAUUCGUAUAAUACCACGGGGCGUCAAGCACGACAUCGCUGCAUUUGCAUCAACAUUGCGAAAAAACUUGGCGACGCCGUAUCGCCGCAACGCUUUUUGAAUCGCUACCCAGCAAAUUACGGUACAACCUACUUAUCUAACCCGUUGGCGGUGAUUCAAAUUUUUUUAAUCGCCGCCGUCGCUCUCAACACCACGUGUAAUACGAUAGAAUCUGUUUGCGGAUCCCAAAUAUUGUUUUUUCAGCUUGCGGACUAAUUUAUUUCUUUAGCUUCAUUGGCUCCGAUAUCUGUUUCCCUGUCAAAUUUUUUUUUCAGAUUUUUCCAAUGCCAUAAGUAAGAACGAAGUAAAACGCUUGGCCGAGUCAGACAAAACCGAAACGGUAGAAUUUUUUUGUUUAUGGAGUCUAUAAUUUUUGGAAAAAGUGUUGAUGCGCUUCAAACGCUCUGAAGUUUCAGGUUCGCGAAGUUCAAGAAGUAUUUUUGGAUGGCAUCCCACUCAGAAAAGAUUUGUUCACGCUCAAUAUCAACCACAUUUAUGACACCGAGUUCUCCAUUAAAGAAGAAGCAAUUAAUAGAAUUAAACAUGGGAUUGUUUCACUUAUAUUGCAACUAAAAAAGAAACCAGCUGUCCGGUUAGUGUUUGUAGAGAGUAACCAAAACAAAAGCUGUUAGUGCUAACUGAAAUUCUGAAUUAUGAGGUCCAUAUUAAUUCAGCAAGAGUUUGUUACUCCACGUCCAUUUACAGGCAAAAUAUGGAUUACGGGUGCUAAGAAAUUGAUUGGCGUUGAGUCUGUGUUUCUAGGAUUUGAAAGCUAGGAACAAGAGAAAAACAGAAAAUAUGUGAGGAUUUUCAGUUUCGUAGUACCCAAAAUGAUAAUUUUUUGAAUAGAACAAGUUUUGAGGUGCAACUUCGAAACUUCGACUUUGGAAAGAAACUGCUUUGAAUUAGAAUUUCCCCGAAAUGAAACUUCUUUGAAAUGGAACUAAUAGCGACAAAAAAAAAUAUCUAAAAAAAAUUGGGAUGAGUUAACUUCUUUUUAGGUAUCAGAAAAAUUCUACAAACUGCAAGACGAUCGCUGAAGAGGUUUCGCAGUUUUUCCGUCGGGAGAAUUUGUUAUUUGAGAAUGCUAAGAGUGAUACCGUUCUUCUUGUUAUAGAACGAUCACAAGAUAUUGUGACCCCUCUUCUCAACCAAUGGACUUAUGAAGCCAUGAUCCAUGAGCUGUUGAAUAUAAAAAACAAUAGAUGUUCAUGCAGUGAACAGAUAAUUGUUCUGAGUGAACAACACGAUGAAUUUUUUGCGCAGGUAAUCUUAUGACAUUAUCCUCAUUGACAUACAAAAACGGUUUUUAGAACAUUACAUCUAAUUUUGGAGAAAUUGGACAGAAUAUCAAAACUUUGAUCAAUAAAUUUCAACAACAAAAGAAUAUCAACAAAAAUCUCGAAUCAAUUCAGGAUAUGAAGAAAUUUGUUGAAGACUAUCCACAGUUCAAAAAAAUUAGCGGAACUGUUUCAAAGCACGUCAGCCUCGUUGGGGAACUUAGUAAAUUUGUUCAAGAAUAUAAUUUACUGGAAAUUUCCGAGGCAAAGUGUAUUAUUAUUUUUCUGAGCCUUUUUCUAUUUUACAGGUAGAGCAAGCAAUUGUUUCCGAAGGCGACCACAGUAAAUGUAUUGAUCGAGUUAGGGGACUUAUGAAAAAACCUGGCACAAGAUCAUUGGUAUGUGAUUGUCAUAUUGUUCACAACUCAAAAAAAAGUGUUUAUGUACGUUAACAUGUUUUCAUUGUGAAAAUAAAAUCUAAACAAUAAAAUCCUCCUGUAUCUUCUUGACCAUAUCUAGUGGCCUCUACACAGAGCCUCAGCAGGGCGUAAAACCGUAAUCUUUACUUUCGUAAAAACCGUGAAGUUUUCCUGUUAUAUGGAUUUUCCUUAAAAAAGUGCGGACAGAAUUUGGUAUGACAUACCACCGACGUGGUAAUUUUAAGAGAGAUAAAAUUUAACAAAUUCGGUAAAACACAAAAAAAAAUUGCUUCUGUAAUAACUUUUUUGAAAUAUCGUCUUGCAGGAUGCUGCUCGCCUUGUGCUGUUAUACGCGAUUCGUUUUGAAAAGUUUCCGGGUAAUGAAACUGCUAUGCUUAUCAACCAGCUAAAACAACAUGUACGUUUGAAUUGAAAGUUUAGCGAAUCAAUAGCUUUCUCAUUAGGACAGUAAAUUACCAAACAUUGUCAUGAGAGCAUUGACGUAUGGAGGAUCAACGAAAAGACCAACUGAUUUGUUUGGAGGGCAAUCUACUAUGGACAUCACAAAACGGUGCGUCGAAUACUUCAAGCAUAAUAAAUACACGGAUUGGCUUUUAAGGUUUAUAAAAGGUCUAAAAGGUGUUGAAAAUAUUUACACACAACAUUCUCCAUAUUUGCAAAACAUAAUCGAGCAUUGUCAACGCGGACGUUUUGAAAACUUUUCACUCAUCGGAUUGGACUGGUGAAACUUGACUUUUACUCAGUUGAUGACGCGUCUUACUGAAUUUACAGCGAACGAAUGGACAACCUUAUCGUUUUCAUAAUUGGUGGAGCCACCUAUGAAGAAGCAGCAAUUGUGCGCUAUUCAAACCAGAGAAGAAUGCAAGGUCAUGGUGGUCCUGCCAUAGUUCUUGCAGGAAAUUGUAUGCUAAACACAGAAAGGUAGGAAAUAUGAAAACGCGGGAAGUACAAUUUAUUAAUUACUUUCAGCUUCCUCGAAGAGUUUAAAACGUUUGCUUAA